Camelina sativa (false flax) is the source of this 729-nucleotide messenger RNA. Lineage: Eukaryota; Viridiplantae; Streptophyta; Magnoliopsida; Brassicales; Brassicaceae. The record is from RefSeq and is a predicted model, not a curated record.
AUGACGAUAACGGCGGCGAUGGCGGAUCUCUUACCACCGUCUACAACGAAACAAGCCGAUGAGAAAGAUGUUUCUUUAAACCCAGGUUAUUUCAAGGGUUUUAAUGUGAACUACUCCCCAGCCUUUUUUAAUAAAAACUUUGAUAUCAGUUCAUCGAUGGGGCCAAAACAUUAUGCGUUUCGUGCUUCCUACUUGUUCUCAAAGGUCGUCUUCUUUAAAGGAAUUGUUACUCAUGAUAGACUAACUGCGAGUGUGAUAGCCCCUAUCAUGAGCGAGCAGUUGUUUAUGCUUUCAUUUAUUGAUCGUGUGACACCCCGUCUAUAUUUGGCUGGUUAUGUCUCAUCUUCGGGUGGUCAUUUCUUCUGGACCAGGGUGCCUCAAGAGACGUCUGUAGGCUAUGCUGCAAGAUACGAGACCGAUAAGAUGGUGGCCUCUGCUAAAGUUGAAAGCAGUGGUGAUGUACUUAUGACCUACGUUCAUAAGAUUUCAAAGAAGGUUUCACUCGCCACUGAUUUUGUGUACAAUUGCUUUUCAAGAGAUGUUGGAGCUAGUGUUGGGUAUGACUACAAGUAUAGACUGUCUCGUGUCCAGGGAAAGAUUGAUUCUAACGGUGUUGUAUAUGCACAUCUUAAAAGAAAAUUGAAUGUGGGACUCAGGGGUCUUCUAACUGCAAGUUUGGAUCUUAAGAACAUGAAUCAGAGGCUUGGUUUGCGCUUACCAUAUGGUUAA